UUCUUAAUAUUUUAAUGACAAAAUCGAAAGACAACUGUUAAGCAACACGAAUAAGCAAAGCUUAGGCCCUGCUGCAGUUAACAACAAUUGAAUGCAAGCUCUGCACAUAUUUUUUAAUACAGCAACAAUUAAAAGAACAGUUACCAGUCGCAAGCAGCGAGUGUAGUACGCAUUGCGCAGGGGUUAAAGCAAAAGUAAGUAGGAUACUGAGAAAACGCAAUGGCUAAAUGGGGAGAGGGUGACCCACGUUGGAUUGUCGAGGAGCGACCUGAUGCCACCAAUGUCAACAACUGGCAUUGGACCGAAAAGAAUGCCACUCCCUGGUCGAAAGAACGUUUUCAACAGUUGUUUCUGGACUUUAAAAUAGCGCAAAAUGACAUGGACUGCGUGGUGGAGGCAGUGGACAAGUGCAACGGUGAGGCUACGGUGAACAAUCGCAAGGGCAAGCUGAUAUUCUUCUACGAAUGGGAGCUGGUGCUCAAGUGGUCCGGCUGUAUGCUGAAGAACAGCGCACUGAGCCACAAAGGCAAGCUGACCAUACCCAAUCUGUCGGAGGAGAAUGAUCUAAACGAGGUGGAAAUAACUGUUACUAUUGAUGAGUCUAAUGAUGAGUCCGAGACGCUCAAAAGAUUCAUGUACAAUGUGGGCCGUGAGCUUAUACGCAAGCAGCUGGGCGUCUAUAUCAAGGAGCUGAAGGAGGAAUACUCCAAGAACUUGAUACUACCAAAGAAGGGCGCCGAUGGCAGCGACGCUGACAAUAGCGAUGCCAAUAACCUCAAGAAUGCCGCCCAGAAGUCAAAGCUGCCCGCCACUGGAGCGUCGACGGUUGCCUCCAAAGCUGUGGGCAAGAGUGGGAACAAUAGCGUGGGCUGCAAGCUGGACGUGCGCACAUUGUCAAUGACCGAGGAGUUCCAUUGCAAUGCCAACGAUCUCUAUAAUGCGCUCACCAAGGCAGACAUGCUAACUGCAUUUACACGCGCGCCCGCCAAAGUGGACGCCGUGCGUGGCGGCGAAUUUGUACUUUACGGCGGCAAUGUGCUGGGCAAGUUCGAGGAGCUGGUGCCCGAGAAGAAAAUACAGCAGAGCUGGCGUCUGAAAAACUGGUCCUCGGGCCACUAUUCGAAUGUGAUCAUCGAACUGGAUGAAACGGCGUCCAGCACAAUGAUGACGCUCACGCAGACUGGCAUUCCCGCCUCCGAAUACGAUGCGAUGAGAACGAACUGGUAUCGAUACUAUUGGCACAGCAUCAAGCAGACAUUUGGCUUUGGCGCCUCCAUUGCCGAUGCCUUAUAAGAGCGGAUGCUUCGAUAGCAUCCAAACAUAGAGAGUUCCAAUUCAUUAUAGCUACAUCAAUUGCGCUGCCAGCCGUCCCGCCCCCUUUCCUCACUCUCAAUCACUCUCUCUCCUCUCUCUCUAGCUAUAAUUUCUGUUAACUUUUUGCAUAUGGUAUUAAACAAAAGCAUGUUUGUAGACGUUUGACGACAGCAGAGGCUGCAGCAGCAACAAUAACAGAUAAAACAAUAAGUCACACACACACACAUAAACACAUGCGACAUUGGUUUACACAUUAAAUGGCAAAUAAAUGAUCAAACAAAAUGAAA
Drosophila busckii is the source of this 1601-nucleotide messenger RNA. Its product is annotated as activator of 90 kDa heat shock protein ATPase homolog 1. The record is from RefSeq and is a predicted model, not a curated record. The transcript is spliced from 4 exons. Gene Ontology annotation, molecular function: ATPase activator activity; protein-folding chaperone binding. Lineage: Eukaryota; Metazoa; Arthropoda; Insecta; Diptera; Drosophilidae. Gene Ontology annotation, biological process: positive regulation of ATP-dependent activity; protein folding. Gene Ontology annotation, cellular component: cytosol. Bases 220 to 1293 code for a protein of 357 amino acids.